CAUGUCCUCUCCUCUGCCGACAAAGUACUAACUUACACAUUAUCUCGCACGGCAUUUAAAUGUGCGGCUGCGAAGACCGAAGGACCCUCAGUCAGCGACCAUUCACAGCAUUCUUCACAGGACGUGCGAAAACCACACCUGCCUUAACCUGCCUUUAAGUUAAGCUCACCUGAGGUUCUGCCUUGAUUCUAGAGUCGGAUAUGGCCCAGCAAGAGUACAAGCUUCUGGGGGACAAACUUUUCGCCUACAAGGGCACUGUGUUCCCAGUGGAUGACACCCAGGAGCUGACGACGGAGUACAUCGACAGUCUGGAGAACUUUGAGAUCAAAGACAGCGAUGUCUUCGUGGUUACUUUUCCCAAGUCAGGCACAGUAUGGACACAGCGCAUCGUCACUCUCAUCUACGAGGAGGACUUCCCCGAGCUGGAGAACGAGGUCACGUUCCUGCGUAUGCCCUGGCUGGAGUUCCUGGAGAAGGGGAAGGACUACUCCACGCGACCCUCGCCAAGGCUGUUCUGCUCCCAUCUGCAACAGCACCUCAUGCCCCGAGGCCUGCAGCAGCAUCGGGGAAAAAUCAUCUAUGUGAUGAGGAACCCCAAAGAUGCCAUGGUGUCGUAUUUUCACUUUGCCAAAUUCAUGAAGAAGCUGGAUUCGCCUCCAGACUAUGAUGAAAUGCUGGACAAGUUCUUUACUGGGUGGAUGAUUGGAGGGCGCUGGUUUGACCAUGUCAAAGGAUGGCACACCAAUAAGGACAACUACAACAUCCUGUUUCUGACCUACGAGGAGAUGAUCAAGGAUCUAAGAUCAGUUGUGGUGAGGAUCUGUGAGUUUGUGGGAAAGAACCUGUCCGACGCAGCGAUAGACAGCGUGGUGGAGCGGGUCACCUUCAAGAACAUGAAGAACGACGCAAAAGCCAACUAUGAGUUCCUCCCGGAGGAUGUGAAGGAUCCCACCAAAGGAAAGUUUCUGCGCAAAGGAACCAUUGGGGACUGGAAGAACUCUCUGACGGUGGCCCAGAGUGAACGCUUUGACCAGGUCUACCAGGAGAGGAUGAGGAACCUCCCUCUCCAGUUCAUCUGGGACGUUAAGGAGCUGCAUGGCUGAAUGUUUGAUAACUCAAUCUACCACACAAGCGCACACAAGAUGUUGUUGACAACAGUUGUUGUUGUUGACAACAGAACAUCUGUAUUAGUUUUAAAAACACAUGUUAUUGACUUGCUCACAAAAGCGAAGGUGGCAACAAAGAUCUAGGAAAUGAGUGGUACCCUGUCCCAGGUUUCUCAUGCCAUAACAACGUAAGGAAUUAUGUGUGUAGUCAUGCCCCCGUCCUGUAUUCCCAAUGACACUAGAUUCCUGAUCUUCAUCAACUGUCAACAUCAAUUACUACUAUUAAUGACCUAUUACUGCUUCGUUAUGUAAUCUUAAUGUCUCCAUAAUCUUCUGCUGUUUGUUAUCCUUUUGUUAUGUCAGGUAGAUACAAUCUCCAGACACCAGUGUGUUUUCAGCUAAAUUGUUACUGUGUUACAUGGUCGUCUCAGAAUGGUGGCAUGAACUCCCUGCAAAAUGCAAUGCAAUAUUAAACACUUACCAGAGUUUGGAUAUUUUGUGGAAGGGCCUGAGGAAACUAGAAACACAGAAACGAGAUUCUAUUCACACAA
Clupea harengus (Atlantic herring) is the source of this 1657-nucleotide messenger RNA. RefSeq names its product amine sulfotransferase-like. The record is from RefSeq and is a predicted model, not a curated record. Gene Ontology annotation, molecular function: sulfotransferase activity. Lineage: Eukaryota; Metazoa; Chordata; Actinopteri; Clupeiformes; Clupeidae.